Molecule: messenger RNA, 6603 nt
Organism: Metarhizium brunneum ARSEF 3297
Lineage: Eukaryota; Fungi; Ascomycota; Sordariomycetes; Hypocreales; Clavicipitaceae
Source: RefSeq, a predicted model, not a curated record
AUGGCUAAGGGAUUCGAACAGUGGUCCAAGUCAUCAGAAGUGCUCAGGAAGUUUAACCAAGGCUUCUAUGCCGACGAUCCCGAAAUCGAGUGGCACGUUCUAGCCCAGCAUAAGCGUAAUAACCUGGAUGAGUCUCUCACAACGGAUAUUUUUGUCUUUGGCGCGACUUCCGGGUUCUUGAAGGAGGUUAUUCUUGGGAUUAGAUAUGCUCCAGUGUCGCUCCCAGCAACAACUGUGCCAAUAGCAAAUGAAUAUGUCCCUCUAGGUACACAGUUCGUACCGGCACCAACUGCAACGGAACAAAUGUCCGUGCUAUACGAGUCAUAUGCUUCUGAGGUUCGACAGCCUCAGCAAGGUGCCACGAAGCCAGCUCCAGCGCCAGCUCCCAAGAAGGACAUCAAGGCGGAGCUGUGGCUUAGGCUCCGACCAGUUUUAGCAGAUAUUUAUGGACUUGAGCCAGAUGAGAUAAAAGAAACCAAUUUAUUGGCCGACAUUGGGAUAGACUCUCUCAUGGGGAUGGAGAUGGCCCGAGAAAUCGAGACUACCUUCCAUGUUACUGUGGAGCAGUCCGAGUUGCUUAGUAUCGUGGAUGUACCAGGCAUUCUCAAACUUUUGCAGUCUACCCUAAGUGACGAUACUUCUUUUGACUGUUACGAGUCUAUGACUUGGGUGCGACUUGCGGCUGCCAAGCCUGGAGAAGUCCUACAGCCCGUCCCUUUUGUUAAGCGCCAUCAGCGCUUCCAUCAGUACCUGCACAAUAUGCUCGAAGAGACCAGAAUUAUUAAUAUCGACGGGGAUGUCAUCACGCGAACUGCUAUCCCGCUGCCUUCUCAAUCCGCAGAUACGAUUCUGCGGGAUCUUAUGCGACGCCAUUCUGACAAUGAGUCCUCUCACCAGAUUGCCUACAAUGUUGGCUCGAGGAUGGCGGAUGUUCUGUCAGGAAAGGCGGAUGACCCGCAGCUCAUCUUUGGUGAUGCGACGAACCGUGAAUUCGUGGCAAAUUUUUACGGCGAGCUGCCAUUCAACAAGCUUUACUUUGAGCUAAUGGCUGAUUUCCUCACCCAGCUUUUCGGCUCGCAACACAUAGUCAUUGCCAGCAACGCGGUGCACGCUACUCGCUCUCUGAGGGACUCGGCACGCAAUAUCCGGAGCAUCCUGCGACCUGACGGAUUCCUCAUGAUCCUUGAGAUGAUGAGAGCUCUACAAUGGGUUGACGUAGUCUGGGGUAUUCUUGAGGGUGUACGCUGGACUGACGGGAAGCUGCCGGAAAUUCACGUGCAAAGAGUUCUUAUCGCCCUGGCCAGUGACGGUGAACAAGAUCUAAACGACAUACCGCCUUUGGCUACCCUCGAGCUGGAAGAAGAUCAUCAUGAUUCCAAGGGUGACCAGGAAGAACGAAAGCUCAUAGGAGAUGCCUAUGUUCAGAAUACAACGCAACGUUUCACAAUUCCCAGCUAUACUGGGCCUACCUUAGACGCAUCUGGCGCGGGCGCAUACAUGCUUGUCACGGGUGCAACUGGAAGUCUCGGCAGCCAUCUUGUAACGCACAUUGCUGGUUUGCCCUCAGUUGAUACCAUUUGCUGGUUGAAUCGGCGGAGUAUUAGUCAGAGGGGCCAAAACCAGUCUCCUAACUCUUUAAACCAACAGAUACACGCAAUGGCAUCCAAAGGCAUCGAACUAGGUGCAGCGGAGCUCGACAAGCUGAGAGUCAUCGAAACAGACUUGCCGCUGCCGCAAUUUGGCCUGGAUGAGAGCCAGUACGGUCAGCUACUCAACAACGUGACACAUAUUGCUCACAAUGCUUUCUCUGUAAAUGGCCUACGCUCAUUGGAGCAAAAUAAACCGCAAUUCGCUCUCAUGCGCAAUCUCGUUGACCUUGCCGCCGGCGUGUCAGCUCGCCGUUCAGACGAGUUCAAAGUUACGUUUCAGUUCAUCUCCUCUCUGCCGGCUGUGGGAAUGUAUCCAAAGGUUCAUGGCGAGACUAAGGCAAUUGUCAGGCUCUAUAAAACGGGUUAUUGGAACCACAUGGAGAUGCUGAGCUUUUUGUUCAAGUCUGCUCAGACCCUUCGGGCUUUGCCAGAUGUUGACGGCGCACUCUCGUGGUUGCCUCUUGAGGUAGCCUCAGAAUCAUUGGCCGAUUUGCUCUUUCACGAAGCGCCUACGUGUCAUGCUGUCUAUCACUUGGACAAUACUACUCCUAGGGAUUGGAAAGAUAUGAUGCCCAUACUAGCUGAUGCAUUGGGAGUCCCCGAAUGCCAUUUUGUCCCCUUCCAGGAGCGGCUCCGGAGGGUGCGUGCUUAUCCAGGGGAGGACCCCUGGGAUAACCCAUCCGCUAAGGCUAUGGAUUUCUUUCAUCACUUGGAGCGCUUGUCUUGUGGUGGAGUGACAAUGGCCAAAGACAAUGCUAGAGAACACUCCUCGACCUUGCGAGCUGUCCGUCCAAAAGCUUGGUUCGGAUCCGAAGCUUCGGAGAAAAGCCGGCAAACUCUUCUGUCCCAAGUUUCCAACAAGCACAGUCUUUCUUGGCCAAAGGACCUGUCGCUGCCACAGAGUUCCAAACGCCAAGACUACCGCAAAAUCGACUCGUGGCUUACCAUUUCCAAGGCUGAACUUGAACAAUGGAGCAACUGCUACAGCACUUCGUGGUUUAGAGUUGCCGUGUCAUUGAUUGGCCUGCUUGUGACAGACAUAACACACCCGCCGUUUGGACAAGACGAAGUGGUUUCUGUUGCCUUUGGUAGUCGGCCAAAGGAGAUGGCUUCUUGCAUUGGACAAUUCGCCAAUGCACUUCCGGUAAAGAUUCCGCUUUGGGAGUGCCUCGGGGCUGAGGCCUCCCAGACUGCUUUCAAAAGUCUAGUUUCCGCUGUUGGAAAGAACAUUAGUGCGGUGAAGAAAGCCGAGCUAUUCCCUGCUACCGAGUUGGCGCGGACCUGUAGGAAUCUGAACAUUGAGUACGAACCGCCAAAAGUCACCAUCACGUACUCGCCCAAACUUGCUGAAUCGAGAUGCCUCCUCUUCCCGGUGGAGGGCCCAUGGGACUUGUUCUUCUGUUUCCUGGAGUACGAGGAUCAUGUUAAACUUGGGGUGAUUUACAACCCACUGGUCUUCUCUGAUAAGACCAUGUCAGAGAUGAAAUCGAAGAUGACCAACUUGAUCCAGUUCAGCAAGUCACAGAACACGGCACUCAAUGAAAUGAUGCCGUGGCUUCCCCAUUACCCGCGCGUGCCCUUGCAGCCUUCAGUGGCGGAUAAAGGCCAGCCGCUGAAGCACAUACAUCAAUGGUUUGAGGCCCAUGCGAAAUCGAGACCAGACUCGAUCGCCUUGUCGUCAGACGAACUCGGAAUUCAGAUGACAUACGGCGAAUUGCAGCAAUCGGCUGAGGAGAAAGCGAUGAGUUUGGUUCGCAAAGGAGUCGGGAAGGAAUGCAAAGUCAUCCUGAGCUUGCAACGCGGGUUUGCCGUGAUUGAGUGGAUGCUCGCCGUUUUGAAGGCCGGGGGUGCUUUUGUAUACGUCGACCCCAAUCUUGAAUCGCAGAAAUCGGCCGUUAUCGCGAGCUGCAAGCCCACUCUUAUCGUUGACGACGGAACGUCUGACCAGCUCGUCGCGGAAAAUGCAAAUCACAAACAGGCAGAGAACGAGUCGGGAAUGGAGCCCGGUGAGAAAGAAGCGACUCUGAAACUUCCCAAAGAUGACACCUCAGAUAGUGACCUGGCGUACAUCAUCUAUACUUCUGGCUCAACCGGAAAACCCAAAGGCGCCAUGCUGGAGCACGGCAAUGUGGCUGCUUAUGUGAAGGCAGCUACUACUGCUACAUAUGAAUGCGGCUACGGGGCACGAGUUCUUCAGCUGGCAUCCUUUUUGUUCGACGCGUCACACCCGGCACAUCUGGUCGGAGACUAUCUCGCCGAUGUUAUUGAGCGCAACAACGUGUCGUUUUUGGAGAUCACUCCAACCGCAUUGUCAACUCUUCCGCUCCAUCGAGAACUCCCGUCGCUAAGGCAAAUAUCGGUGGGAGGAGAGUUGCCUUCGCGCGAAAUUUUCCAGCAGUGGCACUCAAGAGUUAAUCUGGUCAACACAUACGGCCCUACAGAAACCGCCGUUGCCGUGGUACUCGGCAAGAUUGACAAAACGGACCAUAUGUCAGACGUACUGUAUACGGGCUUCCCUAUUGGCGAAAAUGAGAUCUACAUUUGUUCGGAGAACUUCAAGUCUAUACUAGGGCCAAACUCGGUGGGAGAGAUUUGCAUAGCUGGACCACAAGUCUCCCGGGGGUACUGCGACCUACCCGAUGUCACGGCUAGACAGUUCGCCGUGCAUGCCAGUGGCGUUCGCAUGUAUCGGACUGGUGACCGCGGGCUCAAGGACAGCAAUGGCCAGAUAUUGGUUCUUGGCCGAAUUGAUCGGGAAAUGAAAGUGCGCGGGUUCCGCAUUGCCCCGGAAGAGGUCGAACAGACAGUUAUUGAUGCGGAUUUGGGUGUGCUAGAGGUUUCGGUUCAAUCGUCCGAAGAUGGUCUGCAGCUCAUGGCGUUCGUAGCACCGCGCAGCGUCGACGUUGCGGCGCUCCAAGCAAAGUUGAAGGAAUCGCUGCCGAACUACAAGGUGCCGUCCAAGUUUAUAGUGGCGCAGAGCUUGCCAAAGAAUGUCAGUGGCAAAACGGAUCACAAAGCCGUGAAAGCACAGCGCAAGGAACUGUCCAGGGAUACCAAGUCGGAAACAACCAUGACAAAAGCUGUCGCGAUGACACGGAAGAAUUUGGAAAACAUGCGUAAACCGCGCGUGGAGGAUGCCGAGAACAUGGUUGGCCAAUUAUGGAAAGACAUCUUGAACCUUGAAAAACCUCCCGUCCCUACAGUCAAUUUCUUUGACAUUGGCGGUCAUAGUCUGCUAGUGCCUAAGCUUCACGAAAAGUUGAAGGCCGCGUUCCCAUCCAUGCACGUUCGACUAUUAGACCUGUUUCAUCAGUCAACAAUCCAGCAACAGGCUCAACUGGUUGGUGGCGGAGCCCAGGGAACGAGUGACGCAGACCGGCCUCCCUCUCCCAUGAGCUCAGGCAAAUUCACACCGCUAUCGGAGGAGAUGCCGCUCCCUGAAAAUGACAUUGCCAUUGUCGGCAUGGCUGGCCGAUUUCCCGGGGCAGCUUCCGUUGAUGAAUUCUUUGAGAAGCUCGUGAAUGGUUACUCGGGAGUAAUUCCCAGCGAUGUCCAGAAGGAGACGUUGGAAGGCAACAUUUGGGUCAAUAGAGCGGGUGCUCUGCAAGACGUUGAGGACUUUGAUCAUGAAUUUUGGAACCUGUCCGAGGAAGAUGCGACAGACAUGGAUCCGCAACAACGGUUGUUCUUGGAAGUCGCCUAUGAGGCUUUUGCGGAUGCUGGCAUUGCCCCUGCCAACAUAGACAGUGGGCGAACGGGAGUAUUCAUCGGAUCUGCAACUCAGAACUACCAUCUGUAUACAGAGGGUGUGGUCGCCGAUUCCUUCCUACGGGAGAACAGAGGUUUUGUUGCGCCGUCAAUUUCGGCACGGACGGCGUAUCACCUAGAUCUUCGUGGCCCGAAUGUAACGGUGCAAACGAAUUGCGCUUCGAGUACAGUGGCACUGUCGCUGGCCUUUGAUGCCAUUCGUUCAGGUCGUUGCGAUACGGCUCUUGUGGGCGGUGUCUCGGUUCAGCUCUUUGAUGGCGGAUAUGUGACCAAGCAUGGACAGAUCUUCUCUCCACGAGGAGAGUGUAAUCCCUUUGACGGCCGGGCGGACGGCACGGUUCCAGGAGACGCUGUUGUAGCAAUAGUUCUGAGAAAAGCAGCUACCUAUGAUACACAACCUUGGAGUGCUUACGCAAACCUGUUGGGAACUGGCAUUGGAGCCGAUGGUGCUUGCGAAAAGGCUGGCUACCAAGUUCCAUCACCUCGCGGCCAGGCAGAGGUCAUCAAGACGGCUUGGGCUGUGGCUGGAAUCACACCAGAGAGACUGAGAUAUGCCGAAAUCCAUGGCAGUGGAACUCCAGUAGGAGACGCCCUCGAAUUAGAGGGCUUGACCUUGGCCGUUCAGGAAGCGGGCGGCGCUCAGGCGCCAUUUGUCGUCGGCUCGACCAAAGGCAACAUUGGCAAUACCCAGCAUGCAUCCGGCUUAGUAUCUCUGAUUAAACUCUGCAAGUCCAUCCAGGCUGGGACUGUGCCUCCCAUGAAGGGCCUGUCAGAACCGAAUCCCAUGAUUGACCGCAACUUACCAAUUAGAUUCGCUACAGAGCCCACAGUAUUAGAGGAUGGCGAUAUUCUCGCCGUUUCUGCUGCCGGUUGGGGCGGCAUUAAUAGUCACUUGCUCUUGUCAUUUCCAGACCCAAGUCACCGGAAGGAAAAGACAAACCACAUUGCUUCCAUGACUUGGCGUCGCAAAACCUUGGCAGCCCCAAGAUUGUCGCAACCUGGGUCAACGGGUCGCAGCGACUGCAAGGAGGUGAUGAUUGAAUCAUUUAUUCGUCAUGCCUCUAACAUUCUGGGAUGUGACGUUGCGUCUGAUACUCGCCUCAAAGAACACGGUCUAGACAGUUUGAAGUACAUCGCCUUGUCAACAGCUGUGGCGAAUGAGCUUCAGACAAUACCACUAAGGUAA